UGGUAGUUAUGUCACUGUCAGAGAGUUUUCACCUCUCUACUGAACCUGUAAAAGUGAAACAAGGCUCAGCCUUCCUAAAUCCAAAGGCACGCAGCAGACUCCAUAGGCUCCACGGACGGAAGUGCACGGCACAUAAAGAUGCUGCCCACUACGCCGUUUCACUUUGAAAAGCGAAUUUUGAGCUCUUUUUAUGGGAGGCCUUGGGAAUGAAAGAAAUGGCAUUUGAUUAGACUUGAGUGGAAUAGCAAAUGGAUGCUGAAAAUUAUUGUUUUAUUGAUGAUUUGGGUGGAAGAACUGUGCAGAUAAAUAGGCAUUAGCUGCAGAAAGCCAGGAUGUAACUGUAGAAGAAUAUAGAAUUAGCUCGCACCUGCAGACUGCUAGAUGCAACAUAAGUUAGCAGCACUGCCUACCUUGUCUCUUCCUAAACUCCAUAUAUAGGACAAAACCUGACAGCAACUUCCUCCUCCAUGGUGCUCUGUACUUGCCUUCAACUGAUUCCUCUGACAGGAGAAGAGUCCAUGUCAUUGAGCCCCAUCCUAGCAUCAAACAAGAAUCUCAGAUUCUCAGUCUACAGGAUCCCUCUCUGACAUCCUCUUAAGCGUGUGUACGUGCUAACAUUCAUCUAACACUCCUCUGACAUCCUUCUUGCUUUGCUGGUUGCUACUGUAAAGCUAUAACCAUUUGACUGAGACAAACCUAACAUGUAGUUUGUACAUGCAAAUUCAGUUAUUUAAAUCAGCGAUUCAGCACCAACCUUCGAUUCUUGACAGGCGAUGGAGCAAUGCACUGACCACAAUGCGCAGCUUCCGAGGCUGGAGGGCAUCGAGGAAGAAGGCAGCCCGGCCGACAAGUGGGCUCCGACGUCGGUCCGAGCACCUGAGACCCCGACGGAGACGAUGGAGUUCCUAGCAAGGUCCUGGAGCCUGUCAGCAGCGGAGAUCUCCAAGGCCCUCAAGGUUCUCAGCUGCGGCAAGGCCGCUUCCGAUUCUCCUGCCGCCGUCGCUACGACGGAGCAGAGGCCAACACCACCACUUGACAGCGAUCACCGCCGUCAGAGAGCAGACGCGGCGGCGCAGGCCGGUGAAGCCGGCGGCGCGAUGAGCCCGCCCGUCUCUCCCAGGGCCAACCUGGACGUCAAGGUGCAGCUGCUUCGUGGCGCCGCGGGGAGGGGGAAGACGGUGGGCGCGUGGAUCAAGGAGCAGCGGGAGAAGAAGCGCGCCGAGGCCCGGUCCCGCAACGCGCAGGCGUACGCGGCGACGUCCGUGGCUGGGGUGGCCGCGGCGGUCGCGGCGCUGGUGGCCGGCGCGGUCUUCUCGUCGCCCCCGCCGGAGCAGCGGCCAAAGAAUGGGGGCGCCACCAAGACCGCGGCGGCCGUGGCGUCCGCGGCCGCGCUGGUGGCGUCGCACUGCGUGGAGAUGGCGCAGGCGAUCGGCGCCAGCCACGACCAGAUCCUGGCCGCCAUCCACUCGGCCGUGAACGCGCAGACCAGCGGCGACGUCAUGGCGCUCACCGCCGGCGCGGCAACGGCUUUACGCGGGGCUGCGAUGCUGCGGGCGAGGCUCCACAAGGAGAUCCAGGCGACGGCUUUGCCCGGCGACGGCAAGGAGCCGGAGAGAGACAUCUCGCCGCUGGUCUUCGUGUCCAGGGGCGGCGAGCUUCUCAAACGCACCAGGCAGGGCAUCCUCCACUGGAAGCUUGUCACCGUGUACAUCAACUCCAGCUUCCAGGUGAUUCUCAAGAUGCAGAGUGCGCAUAUGGCUGGCACAUUCAUCAAAACAAAGAAGUGUGUGGUCCUCGAUGUUUGCUCUGAGAUACCGGCAUGGGCAGGCAGGGAGCUCGAGGAUGGAAGCCAUAAGAGAGGAUACUUCGGGAUCAGGACGGUGGAAAGGGUGAUCGAGUUCGAGUGCAGGAACAAGUAUGAUCAGCACAAGUGGGUUCAGGGCAUCACGGAGAUUCUAGUCCGCCGUGAUAGCAUGAACAACGCCUUGUAAAUAUCCAUCGACAAUGCAAGGCACCAUCGUGGGGUUGUGAGAACUGAGAACCGUUUGUGUUGUAAAUUUGGCUGCUAAUUGCAGAAAUUGGAACUUCAAUUUAGUCUGACAAAGCCAAGAAA
This is a messenger RNA of Panicum virgatum (switchgrass), 2113 nucleotides long. Its product is annotated as VAN3-binding protein-like. Lineage: Eukaryota; Viridiplantae; Streptophyta; Magnoliopsida; Poales; Poaceae. The transcript is spliced from 5 exons. The coding region runs from base 774 to 1991 and encodes 405 amino acids. The record is from RefSeq and is a predicted model, not a curated record.